UCGAAAUUACAGAAAAUCCCUGAUUCUUCCAUAACCUUCUACUACCCUGUCUCCUGCACUGUCACAAAUACUCUUACAUGAACAUAGGGAGCUAAAACCGUACGAUGAAUCCACAAGCGGAAAAGGUAGUGAGAAGAGUAACCAUGGUGGCAACUGUAACAGCUUCUUAUUUUCUCUUAACUGCUGAUUAUGGACCUGAACCUAAUGUUCUUGACUCUAUUAAGAAGGGAAUGCUUUCAGCAGAGAGUACAGUUAAGGAGUAUAUUUUUGGAUCAAAGAAUGAAUCUCAAGAAAAUCAAAUGGGGAAAUUCAACAGCAACAAGAAGCAUCCAUAAAUUUAAGUUCAUCUUGUGUAAGGACAUCACACUGGAUCAAGGAUCUCCUUUAGCCGUUUGAACGUGUAUAUGUCUGUAAUCUAAUAUAUAGAUUGGUUCAAUUAAAUGAUUAGAGACGGUAUAAACAGUGACCAACUGACCAUGUCACCAAGAACAUUGUCAUUAGGCUUUUUGACCCUACUAGUUUCAUUUUCAUAAAGUUUUACCGAAUAAUUUCUUGGUCAAACUUAUUACCUACAUAAUUGUCACUGAUUGAUCAGUACACUGAGACGCGGUAGAGUCAGAUCCGCGUCCGACACGAUACCAAAAAUGUGAUCUGACACAAUUUAAAACGAAAGUAAGUUGGUGUUGCCUACCCUGUCAUAACGGUUAAUUAGCAAAAAGAAAAAGAAAUGUUACACAAUGCCUAAAUGAUUAUAAAGAAUCAUCAACAAAUCCGAAUCGGAAGGCAGUUUAUUUAUAUUUUUUAAAAAUUAUUUUUUGAUUAAAAUUAUA
This is a messenger RNA of Gastrolobium bilobum, 830 nucleotides long. RefSeq lists its product as uncharacterized. The record is from RefSeq and is a predicted model, not a curated record. The coding region runs from base 105 to 335 and encodes 76 amino acids. NCBI's taxonomy places the organism in Eukaryota, Viridiplantae, Streptophyta, Magnoliopsida, Fabales, Fabaceae. The transcript is spliced from 2 exons.